AAUCAGUAGCCACCCGAAUCCUUCUUUCCCCCAAAAUCUUUACCGGAUCGUGGGGCUCAACGUACCACUUCUAGCCAAACUACGAGCUAGUGCCUUCCGGCAAGCAGUUGCCUCCAUCGUUACCGGAUCGGUGAAGCCAUACGAGGGACGCUCCCAGAAGCUGCCGUCCGCCGCGCGGCAGACCGCCGCCACCGCCCCUCGAGCCUGCUUCUUCGCAGGAGCAGCAUCGACAUUGAUCUUGACACAGCCGGAUCCACUUCGGCCGGCUCGCACGAACAGCAGCUCGAAGUUAGCAUUGAUAUCUCGUGUGCACGGAGAUGUUCGACAAUAUGCUCCUCUGCCUGGACAUCAUACACUCCAGGAGUGCAAUAUGACGGCAAGUCUUUAAAGACGUCAGUAUUACACUAGUACUAUAAGAAGACUUCAUGGAUUAAUAUCAAAGGCAUUUAACUACAGUUCACUUGAAUAACAGGAUCACAAGCUCAGAUCGGCACCAGCUGCAGAGGUGUGCCCGUCUUAUACAUGACAGCAUCUAGUUGACACCAGGAAGCCACACUCCGGCAGCUGCAGCCAGUUUACACUGCAGGUAGAGGCAGGCUAGCUAAGAUCCAUGGCGUCGAGCAGGGCGAUCUUGGUCAUGGGCCUCCUUGCCGCCGUGCUGGCCCCCGCCUUUUCAACGCGGUCGUUUAUCUCCAUGCCAGCCGACGCGAGCAGUCCUGUGACCCUCGCCGACGGCCUCUCCUACGACUACCACGCGAACUCCUGCCCGCAGCUGCAAGACAUCGUGUGGCCGAUCGUGGAGAGCGCGGUCCUGGGCGAGGUCGCCAUCGCCGCCGGCCUCCUCCGUAUCUUCUUCCACGACUGCUUUCCUCAGGGCUGCGACGCGUCCGUCCUUUUGACGGGACCUAACAGCGAGCGGGACCUGCCGCCGAACCAGACGCUGCAGCCGCGUGCGAUGCAGCUCAUCGAGGACGUCCGCGUCAAGGUACACGCCGCCUGCGGCGCCACCGUCUCCUGCGCCGACAUCAUCGCCCUCGCCACCCGUGACGCCGUCUUCGUGGCCGGGGAAAGCGAAAUGUUCUACUUCUACGACCUGCCGCUCGGCCGGUUUGACAGCCUCGAGCCGGCUAAUAGCAGCGCCGUCUUCGACCUCCCGCAGCCCACCGCGGACGCCGACACGCUCAUCAAUGCAUUCAAGAGCCGCAACCUCGAGCCCAUGGACCUCGUCGCGCUCUCUGGCGCGCACACCGUCGGGAAGGCGCACUGCAGCUCCUUCAACAACCGUUUCUCCGAGGACGCCGACUUCGCCCGGAGGCUCGCCGCCAACUGCUCCAACGACCCGAACCGGCUGCAGGACCUCGACGUGGAAACCCCCAUCGUGUUCGACAACAGGUACUUCAGAAACCUGAUGGAGGGAAAGGGGGUGUUCACCUCCGACCAAGUGCUCAUCAGUGACGGCCGCACCGACUGGGCGGUCAAAGGCCUCGCCGAGAACAAAUGGUGGUUCUACGGCCAGUUCCGUGACUCCAUGGUGAAGCUUAGUCAGUACCAACCCGGAGGAAACGUAGGGGAGAUUCGCCGCAACAGCUGCUUCGCGCCUAACGGACGGAGCAUUCCAGCCACCGCCGGUCACGAGGGGUUCGCAGCCUCUGCUUGAGUUCAUUGCUCACUACCUAGAAAUUGGAUCUUUUGCCCACUUUACCUCCUAAUUUGAUAAUUUGCCCUCUUCCUGAGACUGUCAGGUGGGACCGGGGUCAUUGGUCAUUGAGAUAACACUGGGGCAAAUCAUCCAACCCUUUGUAAAGUGGGACAAAUCAUUCAAUCCCCCUUCACUACCAGAUCGUCAUUUUGUUUCCUUGUAGUAAGAGUAAGCAGUGUGUACUCUGCUUCGUUCAGUCCUCUUUCAUGAUGUCUCGGAACACGUUUGAAAUAAGGAAUUCGCAUGGCACUACUAUGCUUUGUAGGAACUUGCAAAAAUGCCCGUUGCAAUAAGAGAUAUUAGAUAUUGUUUGUCUUA
This is a messenger RNA of Hordeum vulgare subsp. vulgare (domesticated barley), 2017 nucleotides long. RefSeq names its product peroxidase 42-like. The record is from RefSeq and is a predicted model, not a curated record. Gene Ontology annotation, biological process: response to oxidative stress; hydrogen peroxide catabolic process. NCBI's taxonomy places the organism in Eukaryota, Viridiplantae, Streptophyta, Magnoliopsida, Poales, Poaceae. The transcript has 6 exons. Gene Ontology annotation, molecular function: heme binding; peroxidase activity. Bases 611 to 1657 code for a protein of 348 amino acids.